Molecule: messenger RNA, 1375 nt
Organism: Aricia agestis (brown argus)
Lineage: Eukaryota; Metazoa; Arthropoda; Insecta; Lepidoptera; Lycaenidae
Gene: scramb1
Product: phospholipid scramblase 1
Exons: 6
Coding region: 156-1259 (367 amino acids)
Biological process (GO): plasma membrane phospholipid scrambling
Cellular component (GO): plasma membrane
Molecular function (GO): phospholipid scramblase activity
Source: RefSeq, a predicted model, not a curated record
AUUGUCCGAAAAUAAAAUAUUAAUUUUAUUUUAUCACUAAAAUUACAGGCCGAAAUUGAAAUUAUUUAGUGAAUUAGUUUUAAACACUAUCAUCGUAAAGCAGUUUACAAAUUUAUUAGACACUUUAAACUUUCGCUGUUCAAUAAACAGAAAAAAUGUCGCACAAACCAACACCGUACAGCCCAAACUUCCCACCGAGCCAAGGCUAUGCUCCUCCUGAAGAUAAAGAGACUGGUAAAGAGAGCUAUCCUAUGUAUCCACAAACUGGUUAUCCUGGACCGCCAGCUGGUGCUCCGUUACCGCCAGGAGCCCAGCCCUUGCCCGGAAUGCAACAUGGAUUCCAGCCUGGUUUCCAACCAGGGAUGCAGCCGGGUUUCCAGCCUGGAAUGCAGCCGGGUUUCCAACCAGGGAUGCAGCCGGGGUUCCAGCCUGGGAUGCAGCAGGGAUUCCAACCUGGAUACCAGCCUGGGUUCCAGCAGGGAUACCCACACCCUCAACCAGGGUAUCCAGCUCCUGUGAUGCAGCAGCCUGGGCCUCAGGUUCCAGGUGGCUGGAUGACUAUUCCUCAAGGCCUCAGCAACUGCCCGCCCGGCUUGGAAUACCUGUCUAUGAUUGACAAACUGCUUGUCCAUCAAAAGGUGGAGUUGCUUGAGGCUUUCGUCGGCUUUGAGACCAACAACAAGUAUACUGUGAAGAACGCAAUCGGCCAAAAAGUGUAUUAUGCUGUCGAAGACAACGACUGUUGUACUCGCAAUUGCUGCGGUCCGAUGCGACCGUUUGAUAUGAAGAUAAUGGAUAACUUCCAGAACGAAGUAAUCCACCUCAAUCGUCCGCUAGCCUGCGACACCUGCUGGUGUCCGUGCUGGCUGCAGAGCAUGGAAGUGUCUUCCCCCCCGGGGACAGUAGUGGGGUCCGUGGAACAGGAGUGGUCCAUCUGCAAGCCGUGCUACGUCAUCAAGAACGCUUCGGGAGACGUGGUGCUGAGGAUCAAGGGACCCGUGUGCACAUUCUCCAUCUGCGGGGACGUGGAGUUUAAUGUAUACUCUCAAGACGGCGAGACGAAAGUGGGCAAGAUAACGAAGCAGUGGUCGGGUCUGGCGCGCGAGGCGUUCACCGACGCAGACUAUUUCGGGAUCUCAUUCCCCAUGGAUCUCGAUGUCAGGAUAAAAGCGGUGCUGCUCGGUGCCUGCUUCUUGAUUGAUUUCAUGUUCUUCGAAAAGGCUGGGAACAACGAAAGCGAUCGCCCUGGAAUGCUGUAAUCUAAAUCACCAUAAAGGUUGUGUACCCGAUACGAAUACAAUUAUUUAGGUUGUAUUUUAUAUACAAUAACGUCUAUGUUAACAUAAGGCCAAAAAUAUUUUUUCGAUGCUUUUGA